This is a messenger RNA of Ostreobium quekettii, 1338 nucleotides long. The record is from the annotation of a GenBank genome assembly. Lineage: Eukaryota; Viridiplantae; Chlorophyta; Ulvophyceae; Bryopsidales; Ostreobiaceae.
AUGGCUGCAGAGGAGUUGAGGGCAUGGAGGACGAAAUUGGAUGAGCAGAAGGCCGUUGGCGCAAGGUGGAUAGCCAGGGGGAGGGAGCAGCUUAAGGACAUAUUGAACACACUGGAGAUGGAAAAGGCUGCUAUAGCGGAGAGGCGGAGGGCAGCUGAAGCCAAGAUGGUGGAUGUGGAACGUUCCAAGGUCCCACCUUGCCUGCAGGAGGAUGUGGAGCAGCUGAAGAAAAUGUCCUCUGCCUUGGAGGCAGAGGUCCCUGCCAAGAAGGCCAAUGUGAAGAAACUGAACGCAUGUGUGGAGGAGAUGACUGCCAGACUGGCGAGGAAGAAGAAAAUCCUCAGGCAGUACUUAGAACAAGUCAAGAAGCUGAAGACCCAGCAAAAGCUUGCCAACAGGUUCUCAGCAACGCCCAAAGAGUCAUGGGUUGGCCCCACUCCCCCAUUUUACAUCGACAGACACAAAUCUGGCAGGCAAAACCAGGGCCUUGUUUAUGGCAGCGUGACGGUUGCCGACGAUGAGAAUGGCCAGCCCCAUACAGAGAAGGUCCUGAAGAGACCUGGCAUUGUGCCCAUCCUAUACUACUGUGAUGGUGUUCCACUAAUGUCGACUGGGGGUGGGACACCACCCAUCAAGUCUUACCUCCUACACACGAUCAGGGAGGAGAGUGGCCCAAGAGAAGACAGUGCAGAAGCAGACAAGAGCCCCUGCGUGGGGGAGGAAGAGGGCGCCAACGGGAAGCAUGCUGAGCAUAAGGACUGCAUGGAACCAGAAUCACUGCCUUGUCCUUCAACCCGGGGUGCCGCUGGCUCACCAUCAACACCCAGAUGCACGAUCACCAGUGCAGCCAGGACAGCCACAACGGCCAAGAGAAUUCAGUCGCCAAAAAGUGGCGAUGCCCAAGAAUCUGCAAAGGCAAGGCCAAGUGCUAAGAGGAGCAAGACGUCAACAAGUGGUGGGAAAGUAUUUUGGACAGACUAUCGCGCCUGGCGCCAGGAGAAUGAAUGCAAACCGUAUCUGCAAGAACAAACCUGGCUGAAGGAGAUGUCUAGGCGUGCGGAACAAGAAAUGAAGGAGGCACAGGAGGAAAGGAAGUGGAGGAGGUGGAGGAGGGAGCACCAGUUCAUGGCUCAGCCGAUGCCACAGUUCAGGGAGCCAGUCUUGGAGUGCCACAGUGACAAGCAGCCGACAGUCCCUGCUGCUCCAAAGCUCUGGGCAGAUGAAAGGGCAAGGACACGGAAGUUCCCAACCCAAGAGGCAAGUGCAGUCUAUGCAAAGCUGAGGAAACAGUACAUUGCCAGAACGAGGCAGAGCAAGCCCAAGACAGGGAUUGAGUAG